GAGACACAGCAGAGUGUUCCCUGUGUUCAGUGCUGAUGGGUGGAUGUUAAAGACAUCUCUCUCUAAAUCAAUGUGUCACUCAAAGUGAAGAGUUAACAGAGAGCAGUCGGAGGAUCCUUUGGGCAGAGACUCCAGCAGGACAUGCAGACACACGCUGACCACGGACAGAAACUAAACCGCACUUAAAGAACAGUUUGCAACAGGACACAAAAUGAGACUGUCACCCAUCAUCCUAUGACAGGAGACACGCCGAGGGACGGACAAGAAGAAAGAGGGACAGAAAGGACGGGUGGAUCUGUGAUGACUUUCACUUCAGGGACAACACCAUCCAACCUUCCUGGAGAGAGAUUGUAAGGAUAAAGCAGAGAAGAAGAGAGAAAGAGCCGGGAACAUCAGCACACCAUCCUGCACAAAGACGCAUCUCAGACAGCCAUGACCGUCCUCACUUUGAAGCGCUUUCUUCUGGCCCUGCUGACCAUCACCCUGUCCAGACCCGACUCUGCUUCGCUUGGGUUCGCCGAGGAGUUCGAAAGCAGAGACGACAUACUCGAAAGCGAGUUCAUGUUCGCCAGUCGUCCCAAACGCUCCGCCGACCCUCCCAGCGCCUCGGACCCUGACAAAUGCUCCUACACCUUCAUCGUUCCUCAGCGCAAAACCACGGGCGCCAUCUGCGUGAACUCUAAAGAGCCGGAAGCCCUGCUGGAGAACCGCGUGAACAAACAGGAGCUGGAGCUGCUGAACGGAGAGCUGCACAAGCAGCGGCGGCAGAUCGAGACGCUGCAGCAGCUGGUGGAGGUGGACGGCGGCGUGGUCAACGAGGUCAAGCUGCUUCGCAAGGAGUCACGCAACAUGAACGCCCGGGUCACGCAGCUCUACAUGCAGCUGCUGCACGAGAUCAUCCGCAAGAGAGACAAUGCGCUGGAGGUUUCUCAGCUGGAGAACCGUGUGUUGAAUCACACGUCAGAGAUGCAGCAGUUAACCACACGUUACCGGGAUCUAGAGCACAAAUACCAGCACCUUGCAUCGCUUGCGAGCAAUCAAAGCGCGCUUAUAGUACAGCUAGAAGAGCAAUGCAGGAGAGGAGGCUUUGUUGGUGGAGGUUUUGGUGUUGGUGGAAGUGCAGCUGGUGUUGUACGACAAACUCGACCUUACCAGCCACCUGCAAUCCUCCCGCAGCCUCCACAACAUCGCCAACCACCUCCACCUCCGGUCCCACAUUCCCCCGCCAGGCCUUUCCACCCACCGACCUACACCCGCCACAACAACCAGCUCACCAAUGAAAUCCAGAGCGACCAAAACAUCAAAGCAAUGCCACCGACUUUACCAACGGUGCCCCCUGAAACACACAGCUCCUCCACAGAUAAACCCUCAGGGCCGUUCAAAGACUGUUUACAGGCUCUAGAGGAAGGACACACCAACAGCGGCAUGUUUCUGGUGAAGCCGGAGAACACCAACAAACUGAUGCAGGUCUGGUGUGACCAGAGACACGACCCCGGCGGCUGGACCGUCAUACAGCGACGCAUGGACGGAUCGGUCAACUUCUUCCGAAACUGGGAGACGUACAAGCAAGGAUUUGGGAACAUCGAUGGAGAAUACUGGCUUGGUUUGGAGAACAUCUACUGGCUGACCAGCCAGGGUAACUACAAGCUGCUGGUGACGCUGGAGGACUGGUCCGGCAGGAAGACGUUCGCAGAAUACGCCAGUUUCCGGGUGGAGCCGGAGGCAGAUUUCUACAGGCUGCGGGUGGGCCGUUACCAUGGCAACGCUGGGGAUUCCCUCACCUGGCACAAUGGGAAACAGUUCACCACCCUGGACAGAGAUCACGACGUGUACACAGGAAACUGUGCCCACUAUCAAAAGGGUGGUUGGUGGUACAACGCCUGCGCCCACUCCAACCUGAACGGCGUGUGGUACCGCGGUGGACAUUACCGCAGCCGAUACCAGGAUGGAGUUUACUGGGCCGAGUUCCGCGGAGGAUCGUAUUCUCUGAAGAAGGUCACUAUGAUGAUCCGACCCAAUCCCAACACUUUCCAUUAGAACAUCAUGUGAAGGAAAACGCAAGUCUAAUGCGUUAACGCUAAAAACAUUGUAAGAAGUGCAAUUAUUUUUGUUAAUUAUUGAUUGUUUACUUUGUUUAGAGUCUUAUGAAUUCAUAAUAUGUGACCCUGGAGCACAAAACCAGUCUUAAGUCGCUGGUGUAUAUUUGUAGCAAUACCCGAAAAUACAUUGCAUGGGUCAAAAUGAUCAAUUUUUCUUUCAUGCCAUUAUGCAGCGCUAAGAACUUUAUUUUGACAAAUUUAAUAAAAAAAAAAAAAUUGUUUUUGUUUUUUUGCACACCCAGAUUUUCAAAUAGUUGUAUGUUAGUCGAAUACUAUCCUAUCCUAAUAAAUUAUAAAUCCAAAUACUAUCGUAUCCUUACUUAUUCAGCUUUUAGAUGAUGUAUAAAUUUAAAGGGGGGGUGAAAUGCUCGUUUUCACUCAAUACCCUGUUAAUCUUGAGUACAUAUAGAGUAGUACUGCAUCCUUCAUAACUCCAAAAAGUCUUUAUUUUUAUUAUAUUUAUAAGAGAAAGAUAGUCUGUACCGAUUUUUCCCGGAAAAACACGAGCGCCUGGAGGCGUGACGUGUGGGCGGAGCUAAAGAAUCACGAGCACGAGUAGGCUUUUGAGUUGAGAGCGUUUGGAAGCUGUGACACAGAUCCAGAGGCUGAAAUUGAACAAGAGCAGCAUCAGAAACGACGUCUCUAUGUGGUAUGUACUGAAACUGUAUAUAUUUGCUUAGCGGUUUUGGAAAAUGACUAAGUUCCACUUUAUGUCAUCUUUUUUUUUUUUUUUUUUUAAGCUGUACAUGUGGAAAGUGCAGUUUGAUGACAACAUCGCAUGUUGUUUACUUGAUGUGCUUACGCGCUGAUAGCUAAGUUAACAACACAGAGAUAUUUGAAUCAGUUUUACUCACCGCCUGCGGUUCCAACACACGAUCGUGACCCUUUUUAGUUGGGACUGCAUUAUCCUUAAGAAAUAAACGAUGUGCAAUCCGAAAUGCAGGGAACAAACACAAACACUUGCACAACUCCGUUGAUGCUCUGUAAAAAUAAACUCCAUCCACUGGUCCCUUAAUGCUGUUUCUCUUUUGGUAAUCUGUGCAGGGUUGUCUUGCCCUGGCAACCAAAAACACACUUCUUUUGUGACAUUUCGCGACGCUCUUGCUCUGAUCAGUGAAGUCUGUUGUGCUCUCAGUGCUCUGCUAUACGGGAGCACGCGCUCUUCCGGCAGAAGUGUUUCAGGACCCAUAUAAGGAAAUUCCGCUCCAUCUAAUGUCACACAGAGCCAUACUCUAAAAAAACUUUCCGAAACUUGUGACAAACCGGAAGAGGUUUUUUUGGAACAAAAAUACUCCUUCAAACGUACAACUUAAUAUUUGAAACUUUGUCCAUGUUUAGCAUGGGAAUCCAACUCUUUAACAGUGUAAAAAACUCAGUAUGCAUGAAAUAGCAUUUCACCCCCCCUUUAAAAAAAAUAAAUAAAUGACUGGUUUUGUGGUCCAGGGUCACACAUGCAAUGACUUCAUGAAGGAGACAUAACUCAUGUCUUCUUGGGAUUCUUCCGAAUGGUGUCCAGGCAUUGUGGACACUGAAGAAUAAGUGAAAAUACAAGAAAAACUACAGUCAGACAAACCUGGCAACUCAGGUUCCACAUGACAAGCUGAUUAGCAUCGAGUGUGUCCUUAAAAUGGGGAUUAGAGUUGACCUGAUCUUAACAGGCACCCGGUCACCUUAUUCUCGCUGUAAGAAGUCGAACCAUGAUAAACUGUUGUUCUGAGUACUUUAUUGCUAUAAAACAUGACCUGUUAUGUACCAAUGGAGGCAUAUAGAUUAUCAUUUGAUCUGGUAUAUCAUUGACUUCCAAUACAGGGUACGAUGCAAUUGGAAAUCUUAAAGGUAUUUCAAAAAUUACAUUUCUGUUGUCAUUUAGAGAUAAAUUUAGCCUGGUCAGCGUGAAUGCAUCCAUUUACUAGAUCAAACAUUAAUGAGAUGUGAACUGGUUAAAUGAUUACAUUUAAUGACCGAUGCAAAGCCUCUGAAAACUUCAAUGACUAGACUACAUUUAGUAGCACAAAUGCGAUGCUUCCUUUUCAUUUAGUUUGUUUUAGCAUUGACUUUCAAUAAAGGGUACAUUGCAAUUGUGCCUUGAAGUGGACUACAUAUGAUACAUUUCUGUCAACAUUUAGAGGUACUUUGUUUAUGCAUCUAUUUUGUAAUUUAAAAGACAUGGAUCGGUUAAACGAACCACAAAUGCAAGGCCUUUGCAAAAGUCACAAAUGCAAAACAUGUCUGUCUUGUGUAUUAUUGUCUACACUCUGUCAGAUUUCACUUCGGUUCUUUAGACUGAGUGCUGUUUUGAAACCAUUUGUAUAUAGAAAAUAUGAGUGAGUGUCUUUGUAAUGCAAAUUAUGAUUGUGUUGUGUACUUACAGAAUUCUCCAAUAAAUUAUGUACUGUACAGCUA
This is a messenger RNA of Carassius gibelio (silver crucian carp), 4502 nucleotides long. Its product is annotated as angiopoietin-related protein 2-like. The coding region runs from base 433 to 2037 and encodes 534 amino acids. Lineage: Eukaryota; Metazoa; Chordata; Actinopteri; Cypriniformes; Cyprinidae. The transcript is spliced from 5 exons. The record is from RefSeq and is a predicted model, not a curated record.